This is a messenger RNA of Plasmopara halstedii, 355 nucleotides long. RefSeq lists its product as uncharacterized. The record is from RefSeq and is a predicted model, not a curated record. NCBI's taxonomy places the organism in Eukaryota, Oomycota, Peronosporomycetes, Peronosporales, Peronosporaceae. Bases 35 to 217 code for a protein of 60 amino acids. The transcript has a single exon.
CUGGUUGACGUGAGGGUACUUUAACUCAAACACUAUGUGGCCGGGAUUACAAAAGUACGCAAGAAUGGUGAUGCUUAAGUUUAUAAACAAACGUUGUUGUGGUGUUUAUGUUGAAGCCACCUCAUAUCAACAAAUGUGUGGGUCAUUGUUCGCUUUCGUUAACUUGUCAGCAAGAAGAUAUCAUCAACAUGACAAUGCUUGUCAGAAUACGGGGUGAGAAUUAGAUAAUUCUAAUUUAUUGCAAUAUACACUUAAGCUUACAAGCACUUAUAUCUUGAUGAGCUCAUUAAAUUAGAAGAGUUUUUUUAGAUCCACGGUACCAAGCCAAUGGUUGUAGUGAUGGCCGAAGACUCUA